CAAAUUAAAAUAUCACCAAAAGGAAAAAAAAAAAGAAAAAAAAAAAAUUAGGACUAACAAACUAGAUAUACCUUAUGAUUGACUUAUAAAUGAAGGCCCACCAAAGCAAAAACAAAAGACUUUACAUUGGGCACUUUCGUAGUUUAAGGGAAUGCCACGUGUGCAUUUCAGACACUCGAUCCAUCAUUUACCCGGCAAAAAUUCUAAUUCAAAAGCUAACAGAUAAAAAGAGAAAAAAAGAAAAAAGAAAAAAGGAAAGCCAAACAAACAGAAAACAGAAAACAGAAUACAUUCAAAACUGGAAAAGAAAUAAUAAAAAGAAAGUCUGCAGAUUAUAAAAUGAGUUUUAACUAAAGAAAUUUCGAGCUUGGAAAAUAAAUUAAAGAGUUAUCUGUGAAUAAUUUGGCGGUGUUUUUCACUUUCGAAAAAUGGAAAUUCUUGGAUGUGGGAGUCUGAGACUUUUUCUUAGAAAAACAAAAAAGAAGAAAAGAAAGAAAAUUCUGCUCCAGCUCCAAUCCAACACAUUCAUGCUCAAAAGGAAAAAAAGAAGAGAAGAAAUGUUGUCUUUCGGUCUCUGUCUCUCUAAAUCGAUUCUGCAACAUCCAUCGUCACUUCAAAUAUUCUCCGCCUCAGCAAAGAUUCCCACAUUCUACAAUUUUUAUUUUAUUUUAUUUUUUGGUUUAACAUCUUUUUAACGAUCACUCUUAAAGCUUUCUUUUUUUUUUUUUCUCUUUAUCUUCCUUUCUCAAGCCAAGAAUCUCUUUCUUUCUCUUCUCUUACAGAUUCCUUUUUGUGUGUGUAUGUUUUUUUUUUUUUUGUUUUUCUUUUUUAUUCAUUCCCCCUUUUUAAUCAAACAAUGUUCCUAUUGCGUUGUUCCCUCGUCUCAUCUUCUCUUCUCUUCUCUCACUUUUCUUUCAUUCUCUUAAUUCCUUUCUUGCUUUCUUUUUCUCUCUCUCUUUCUUUCUAUCGUUUUCGUUUUCUUGGUUUCGUUUUUGAUCAAAUUGCUUUCUUUGAUUCUUUCUUAUGGCUCCUCCAUCCUCCUCUUCUUCUUCUUCUUCAGGUGUCAACCAUAUCUCUAAUCCUUGUAUUUAUGGGGAUUUUGUUUCUUCGUACGCAGAGAGAAAAUCUCGGUUCAUGAAAUGGCUAAGCAAGCUUUUCAAAGGUGGGCCUACUCGUGGCGGCGGCAGCCGUCAUCCACAGCUCCUUGGGGAGGAAAACAUGGUCAGCUGGCGUGCUCCGGCUAGAUCUUUGGAUGAGCACACUAGACCUGGUAAGGAGAAGGAGGAAUCAGAUCAUGCAAUGGCUCUUUCUCUAGCUGAAGAUUGGAAAAGACCAGGAUAUAGAUGGCGAACAGAUAAUGAUGAAGAACUAGCUAGGGCACUUCAGGAUAGCCUUAAUCCGUCUGGAUAUCCUCCUUAUGCCCCUCCACAAUAUUAUCAGAGGGGUUAUAGAUUAUGUGGUGGCUGCCAUGGUGACAUUGGUUAUGGCAAUUAUUUGGGAUGCAUGGGAAAAUUUUUUCAUCCAGAUUGCUUUCGUUGUUCCUCAUGUGGUUAUCCAAUUACUGAGAAUGAGUUUUCUUUGUCAGGUAGAGAUCCAUAUCACAAGACUUGUUUCAAAGAGUUGACUCAUCCCAAAUGUGAAGUCUGCCAUCAAUAUAUUCCAACAAAUGAUGCUGGUUUGAUCGAAUACAGAUGCCAUCCAUUUUGGUCCCAGAAGUACUGUCCAUCACAUGAGCAUGAUAGUACAGCUCGAUGCUGUAGUUGUGAACGCCUGGAGUCUUGGAAUACAAGAUACUAUUCCUUGGGCGAUGGGCGAAGCCUAUGCUUAGAAUGCAUGGAAUCUGCUAUAAUGGACACUGGUGACUGCCAACCGCUUUACCAUUCCAUCAGGGACUAUUACGAAGGAAUGAAUAUGAAACUGGAUCAGCAAAUUCCCAUGCUUCUAGUUGAAAGACAAGCGCUUAACGAAGCUAUUGUAGGGGAGAAAAAUGGGUACCAUCACAUGCCUGAGACAAGGGGUCUAUGCCUUUCAGAAGAGCAGACUGUUACCAGUAUACAGAGGAGGCCAAGAAUUGGUGGCAACAGGCUAGUUGGAAUUAGAACCCAACCACAAAAGCUGACUAGGAAAAGUUGUGAGGUUACAGCUAUUCUUGUACUUUAUGGUCUUCCAAGACUACUAACUGGUGCAAUCCUUGCCCAUGAGCUGAUGCAUGGGUGGUUGCGCCUUAAAGGUUAUCGUAAUCUCAAUCCUGAGGUAGAGGAAGGUAUCUGUCAAGUGCUCUCAUACAUGUGGCUUGAAUCAGAAGUGCUACCCUCUAAAGGCAUGCCAUCUACCUCAGCAGCUUCCUCCUCUUCCAGCUCUUCAAAGAAAGGAGGGAAAUCCAAUGCUGAAAAUAAACUGGGCGAGUUUUUCAUGCAUCAAAUAGCCAAUGAUGCAUCCCCAGCUUAUGGGGGAGGGUUCAGGGCUGCAAAUGCUGCUGUGAAUAAGUAUGGUUUACGCAGAACUUUGGAUCAUAUCCGGCUUACAGGGCAUUUCCCAUUAUAAUACUAACAAAGGUUACAUGCUGCUUACAUCUCUACCUUAAUCCCAUUUGAUAUAUUAUUUUGCUCCUCCAAAGGAUUGAGCUCGUUGCAGAAGUUUGGGCAGGGUACCCUUAAUUUUCUUCAGGGUUCUUCUAUAUCACACAUGUCCAAAAAAUGGCUGCUCAAGUUUAAUAAAAUGUAAUGACUGUGUUCUGUUAUAAUUUAAUCUAUUGAGAGAGGUUCAUUUAGUUCAGUUCUAUUUUAGCUGUAAUUCUCAUGCCCUAGCCAUACUGAUUAAUAAGUUAUGAUUCAUUAAUUUGGGA
Ricinus communis (castor bean) is the source of this 2845-nucleotide messenger RNA. Its product is annotated as protein DA1-related 2. The record is from RefSeq and is a predicted model, not a curated record. NCBI's taxonomy places the organism in Eukaryota, Viridiplantae, Streptophyta, Magnoliopsida, Malpighiales, Euphorbiaceae. The transcript has 12 exons. Bases 1024 to 2544 code for a protein of 506 amino acids. Gene Ontology annotation, molecular function: ubiquitin binding.